UCUUGCUCUCUCUUUUGAUUCUGUCAGCAAGGUGCAGUGUGUUAAAAUUCAUGAGUAAAUUUCAUUUUCAAAUUUAAAUGGCAGUAACUGCAACAAAUUCGAUUUUGGUUAAGGCUUUCCCAAGUAUAGAUACAGAGUUAUUCGACUACAUUGAAGGUAUAUUAGAUGAUAAUAAAAGUGAAUUUGAAUCUUCUGAUCAUGUUUAUGAAGCAAUUGGAGAUAUGUUACAUGAAGUUGCUGGAGAUAGCAAAGAUGAAGAGGAUAUAAAAGAUCUGUGUUCUCAAUUACUAAAAGCUUUAAAAAGUGGCCCAGAAGUUGAAAAUAAUAAACGUAAUGAAAAUAAAAUUCUAAGUGCACCUGUCUGUCUGGGCAGUUUAGCUGAAAAUUUCGAAAAUGAAACUGAAGAAGUUGCAAGCAUAUGGUUAAAGCAAAGAGAAUCCCAAUCUUACGUUGAUCAGCGGAAGCUUGAAAAGGCUGAAGCAAAACUGAAGUCUAAACAAGAAAAAAGAGAUACCAAUGAUAAAAUAACUACACCGAGUAAUGUUAUCAUUAGUAAAGAAGCAACUGCUGUACAAGCAACAAGUAAAAAGGAAGCAAGAAUGGAUCAAAAAGGUUCCAACAAGAGCAUGGACAUCAAGAUUGAAAAUUUCGAUAUUUCCUUUGGUGAUAAAACAUUAUUAACAGGAGCAGAUCUUACUUUAGUUUAUGGACGAAGAUAUGGUAUGGUUGGCCGAAAUGGUAUUGGAAAAAGUACACUAUUAAGGAUGGUUUCCAGUGGGCAAUUGAAGAUUUCAAACCAUAUAUCAGUUCUCCAUGUUGAACAAGAAGUUGUUGGUAAUGAUACUAUUGCUCUUGAUAGUGUCUUAGAAUGUGAUGAAAAAAGACAAAGCUUAAUUGAAGAAGAGAAAAAAAUUCUUCAGUCUUUGAAUAACAAUGGACCUUCAAGUGAAGAUAGCCAAUCUAGUGGAAGAUUACAAGAGAUCUAUGCAGAGCUUCAACAAAUGGAAGCUGAUAAAGCGCCUGCAAGAGCAUCUGUGAUAUUAGCUGGUUUGGGAUUUUCUCCUGAAAUGCAAAGAAAGGCUACAAAGGAAUUUUCUGGUGGUUGGAGAAUGAGGAUAGCCCUGGCUAGAGCUUUGUUUUCAAAGCCAGACCUCUUGCUACUUGAUGAACCUACUAACAUGUUGGAUAUGAAAGCCAUUAUUUGGUUGGAAAAUUACUUACAGACAUGGGAAUCAACAAUUUUGGUUGUUUCUCACGAUCGUCGCUUCCUUGAUACUGUUGCCACAGACAUUUUACAUUUUCAUUCACAACAUAUUGAGAGUUAUAGAGGUAAUUAUGAAAAUUUUGUUAAAACAAUGACUGAAAAAUUAAAGCAUCAACAAAGAGAAUAUGAAGCUCAGCAACAGUACAGAGCUCAUGUACAAGAAUUUAUUGAUAAGUUCCGCUACAAUGCUAAGAGAGCUUCUUUAGUUCAGAGCAAGAUAAAGAUGUUAGAAAAAUUGCCAGAAUUAAAACCUGUAGAAAAAGAAACAUCAGUGGUUUUGCGAUUUCCAAAUCCUGAAUUUUUGCAACCACCUGUUCUACAAUUAGAUGAAGUAACUUUUGCAUAUCCUUCUUCUCCUGAUACAAUAAUAUUGAAUAACGUCAAUCUUUCUGCAAACAUGGGUUCUAGAAUUUGCAUAGUUGGUGAUAAUGGAUCUGGUAAAACUACACUAUUGAAGUUAUUAAUAGGAGAUCAUGAACCUACAAAAGGCAUUCGACACGCACACAGAAAUUUAGUUAUUGGAUAUUUUACUCAACAUCAUGUAGAUCAAUUAGAUAUGAAUGUUAGUUCUCUAGAAUUUCUUGCUAAAAGAUUUCCAGGUAAACCAUCUGAAGAAUAUCGAAGGCAACUAGGCUGUUUCGGCGUUACUGGGGAUUUAGCCUUACAGUCUGUUGCUAGUCUAUCAGGAGGUCAGAAAAGUAGAGUGGCAUUUGCAGCUAUGGCGAUGUUACACCCACAUUUUCUGAUACUUGAUGAACCUACAAAUCAUCUUGAUGUAGAAACAGUUGAAGCAUUAGGUAUUGCUCUACAAAAUUUUACAGGAGGAGUUGUUCUUGUAUCCCACGACGAACAAUUAAUAGAAAUGGUAUGCCAAGAACUUUGGGUGUGUAGAAAUGGUACUGUAUCAUCAAUUUCUGGUGGAUUUGCACAGUACAGGAAACUUGUAGAAGAAGAGCUAGCUGCCCAAGCUUAAAGCCUUGUAAUUUAUUUUUUUACUGUAAAAUUUUAAAUAAAUACUUAUUUAACGCAU
This is a messenger RNA of Argiope bruennichi, 2294 nucleotides long. Its product is annotated as ATP-binding cassette sub-family F member 3-like. The transcript is spliced from 18 exons. The record is from RefSeq and is a predicted model, not a curated record. NCBI's taxonomy places the organism in Eukaryota, Metazoa, Arthropoda, Arachnida, Araneae, Araneidae. The coding region runs from base 78 to 2237 and encodes 719 amino acids. Gene Ontology annotation, molecular function: ATP hydrolysis activity; ATP binding.